Messenger RNA from Neogale vison (American mink), 1086 nucleotides. RefSeq names its product NmrA like redox sensor 1 (gene NMRAL1). The coding region runs from base 78 to 977 and encodes 299 amino acids. The transcript has 5 exons. The record is from RefSeq and is a predicted model, not a curated record. NCBI's taxonomy places the organism in Eukaryota, Metazoa, Chordata, Mammalia, Carnivora, Mustelidae.
GGAGGGGCCCGUGUCCCCAUCGCCGACUCCACGCGUCGCCGGGCCCCCAGGCCUCUGAGGCCGCACUUCCCGCUCGCAUGGGGGACAAGAAACUGGUGGUGGUGUUUGGAGCCACAGGUGCUCAGGGAGGCUCCGUGGCCCGGACGCUGCUGGAAGAUGGGACAUUCAGGGUUCGAGUGGUGACGCGGGACCCUAGGCAGAAGGCGGCAAAGGAGCUGAGGCUGCAGGGUGCAGAGGUGGUACAGGGAGACCAGGAUGACGCAGCCAGCAUGGAGCUGGCCCUGACUGGGGCCCACGCUGCCUUCAUUGUGACCAACUACUGGGAAAACUGCAGCCAGGAGCAGGAGGUCAAGCAGGGGAAGCUGCUGGCUGAUCUGGCCAAGCGCCUGGGCCUUCACUACGUGGUCUACAGCGGCCUGGAGAACAUCAAGAGGCUGACGGCCGGGAGACUGGCAGCAGGCCACUUUGAUGGCAAGGGGGAAGUGGAGGAAUAUUUCCGGGACAUCGGAGUCCCUAUGACCAGUGUACGGCUGUCUUGCUAUUUUGAGAACCUCCUCUCCUACUUCCUGCCCCAGAAAACCCCUGAUGGAAAGAGCUACUUGCUGAGCUUGCCCAUGGGUGAUGUGCCCAUGGAUGGCAUUUCUGUGACCGACCUGGGUCCCGUGGUGCUCAGCCUGCUGAAGAAGCCGGAAGAGUACAUUGGCCGGAACAUUGGGCUCAGUACGUGCAAGCACACAGCCGCAGAAUACGCCGCCCUGCUCUCCAAGCACACUGGGAAGGCCGUGCGUGAUGCCAAGGUGACCCCGGAGGACUAUGAGAAGUAUGGAUUCCUUGGUGCCCGGGACCUGGCCAACAUGUUCCGUUUCUAUGCUCUGAAACCUGACCGUGACAUUGAACUGACCCUGAGGCUCAACCCCAAGGCCAGGACGCUGGACCAGUGGCUGGAGCAGCACAAAGGAGACUUUGCUGGGCUCUGACCCUGCCACCUCUCAGCCCCGUCUCAGGGAAUGGGGAGGUGCAGUCACAGUGACCCGUUCUUGUGUUACAUAAAAAAUUAUUUUUUGAAUAAAGGCCAUUGUUCUCACA